Messenger RNA from Fraxinus pennsylvanica, 1365 nucleotides. The record is from the annotation of a GenBank genome assembly. NCBI's taxonomy places the organism in Eukaryota, Viridiplantae, Streptophyta, Magnoliopsida, Lamiales, Oleaceae.
AUGGAAAAGAUCAAGGGCAUGCUUGAUUUAAAUGAUUUUAUCAAUUUGAGGGAGCUCGACCUAAGUGACAAUAAAUUUAGAAGCUUGGGUACCAUUUACGGUCUAAAAAAUUUGAAGGUCCUUAAUUUACAAUCAAAUUUCUUCAAUAAUAGCAUUUUCUCCUCACUUCACGGGCUAUCAUCACUCAAGUCUCUAGAUCUCUCUUAUAAUGAACUAAAAGGAACCAUCCAAAUGAAAGGUUUACAUGCUUUGAGUAAUUUGGAGGAGCUUGAUCUAAGUUCCAAUGAGGUCGACAACUUCACAACUCCAACAGGCAUCGAAAGUAUGCAUCGUCUCCAAGUGCUAAAAUUGAAUUACAUAAAUGUCUCCAACAUUAGCAACAUGGUGCAAUCAAUGAGGGCAUUCUCAUACCUCAAGCACUUCCAUUUUCGGUACAAUUAUGUAAUGGGAAGCAUUGGAUCUUAUGACCACAAGUGGGCAACAGGCUGUAAAAUCCUUUGUACAUUUUUGACUAAUCUCAUUUCUCAACAGUCUAACAACCAGCUUGAGGGUCCAAUCCCGGAGGAUAUUUGCAAUCUCGGUGAUCUUAGCGUCUUAGAUUUAUCUGAGAACAAGCUACGUGGUUCAGUCCCAUCCUGCUUCAAUCCAUCACGGAUACGUCAUGUCUAUAUGAACAAUAACCAAUUGGAGGGUGAGCUAACGUAUGCAUUUUAUAAUAGCUCCUCUUUGGUGACAUUGGAUCUUAGAUUGAAUAAGUUCAUUGGAAGUAUCCCUCAAUGGAUUGGCAAUCUAUCAAGCCUGAGCGUUAUUCUUCUCAGAGGAAUUGAUCUCUCUUCAAAUAAAUUACAUGGUGAAAUUCCGGAUGGCCUUGGAAACUCAAGUGAGAUCCGUGCACUCAACUUGUCCCACAACAACCUUAUUGGAACAAUUCCAGAAACAUUCUCAAACCUGCGACUGAUUGAGAGCUUAGAUCUCUCCUAUAACAACUUAAGUGGGAGGAUCCCCACUGGUCUGAUUAAGUUAAACGCUUUGGCAGUCUUCAAUGUGGCGCAUAACAAUUUAACAGGUAUGAUACCGGAGAACGGUCAGUUUGGAACUUUCGAUGAAGUUAGUUAUCAGGGAAAUCCUUAUCUCUGUGGUCGUCCAUUACCUGACGACUGUGCUAGCACCGGAUCAACACAUGUCUUGUCAUCUGCAGAUGAUGAAAGUGAGGAGCUCGGUUUCAUGGACAUGGAGUUCUUCUACAUAAGCUUCAUCAUAUCUUAUUUAUCUGUAGUGCUUUGCAUUGCUACAGUUCUGUCCAUAAAUCCUCACUGGAGAAAAGCAUGGUUUCAUUUCAUUGAGGUUUAUAUAAUCCAUUUUUGA